GCUGGCUUGAUUUUGAAUGAGCCCAUCCUUAUUUGACGUUGACUGAUGACUCAUCCAUGCCGCUCAUCGCAUCCCGGAAAGCAUGCUGGACGCGUGUUUUCUUCCUUUACACCGUUGUUAGGGCGUGCGAAGUAUGUUUUCCGUACUGGCGGCGGUAUUUUGGUUUUGAGGACGUAAUAUCAUUACCCUCUUGGACCUCGACCAGCUUUGCGGUGCUACGCUUGAAAUCCUUUCCUAACUUUUCUUUCACAACUAGUGUAAUGCGCUUUUUUCUAUCUUAGGCUCUUCCCUUGGCCCAAAUGCACAAAGCACGAGGGGACUGCCUAGAGCAGUCUGUUUGGUUCACCGCUUGUUUGGUCUGGCCUCGUUUCUUACUGGUCACCCUCUCGCUACCGCAAUGAAUCCUCUGAUUUGAUUUGACACUCAGAGACGUGAAUAGACAGGCAUU
Messenger RNA from Cantharellus anzutake, 448 nucleotides. RefSeq lists its product as uncharacterized. The record is from RefSeq and is a predicted model, not a curated record. The transcript has a single exon. Bases 57 to 281 code for a protein of 74 amino acids. Lineage: Eukaryota; Fungi; Basidiomycota; Agaricomycetes; Cantharellales; Hydnaceae.